AUUAUGUUCAAGCGCAAUUAACUUGACAUUUAUGACAGCUGAGGGAACCGGAUAGGACCGUCCUCAUGUCUGCUGUCUGUCUGAGCAACCCAGUAUCGACUCCAUCAGACGUUCAGGUUUUUUUUCUUCCGGGGCGCUCUCAUCUCCGUAGCUGUCCUCGAGGAGAGCUCCCCGAAAUUUAAAACCCUGGUUACUUGGAGACGACCAGCAGAUGAACCGCCAGUGUAACUGAAUACUCACCGGACAUUUUAGAACCGAAACACGGUACUUUUACCGAUUGGACUUGAUAUGAAAUUAGGCUAUCAGGGAAAAAGUCAUGAUUUGGACUCGGACCUAUUUGCCGUUACAGAAGUCACAAACGGGGGAGAGCGCUUCCGGGAGAUGAGCAGCCUGGGUUAGACUCCAACAUCGCCUCAUUAUGCCAAAUCGACAAAAGAAGAUCAUAUUUGGCAUCGCCGGGGUGUUCAGUUUUGCCUGCGUUCUCAUUGUUGCUGCAGCCAUGGGCACGCCGUUUUGGGUAAACGGGACCGUUCUGUGUAAAACAGGGGCUCAACUAGUUAAUGCGUCGGGACACGAACUAGACAAAUUUAUCGGAAGGAUAAACUACGGCCUGUUUCAUGGACAGAGAGUAAAACAGUGUGGACUAGGCGGAAGACCCUUCAGGUUUUCGUUUUUCCCAGACAUGCUGGAUUUCAUCCCGGCGAGUCUUCACGUGACGGUGAUCUUCUUCUGCGGUGUGCUAAUCCUCUUCUCCUCCGUGGCAACGGCGUUCUUCAUGUUCAACGCCUUCGGGAGUCCGUUCGAGACGUUGCAUGGGCCGCUGGGCCUCUAUCUCUGGACCUUCGUCUGCUGCUUCUGCAGCUGCCUGGUGAUGACCCUGUUCGCGUCCGAGGUGAAGAUCAAUCACCUGUCCGACAAGAUCGCCAACUUCAACGAAGUCAACUUCGUCUACAAGACGUACACGGAGUGGUACGAUCACUCCUUCUGGAUAAUCUUCCUCACCUUCCUCCUCCACUGCCUCAACAUCCUGUUGAUCCGCGUGGCCGGGAUCCAGUUCCCGUUUCAAGAGGCCAAAGAGUUAGCAGUAAACACGGGCGCUGUGGAUCUCAUGUACUGACUACUGCUACGUUGUUUAGUUUUACCCCCCCCCCCCCCCCCUUAGCGACACCGAGCCUCCCCUAUUAACUAGCCUCUCAAUAGAGAGUCUUGAGGCGUGCGUCCACCUAUUUGAGCGCUGUUGAAAGGACCGAAGCUAAUCGGAGCCUCUUAAGCCUGUUCUUGUCCUCCAGUGACAAGAUAGCCGUCUUUUCCGUGAGAAUAAGAGACUCACUCGGGAACUCCCGGCGAGAAAACCGUCUUGAAUCUCCUUAGAUUGGUGGGGUUGGUUUUUCCAUUGUAUCGUUAAUUGCGGUGUCUUGUUGCCGUAGAUGGUGGUCGAAUUAGAGGCCCGGAUUUCUCUCAGCCAGUGAAAGGUAGAUGCUUAGCCUACUUUCCCUCUUUUAUUGUUAAUGUGUUUUUAUGCUGUAGGUGUCCUUGGGUAGCCUAACAGGCACAGUGAUAGCCUACACUAACAUUUUUCCGGAAAUGUAGGCUAGGAUGUUUGUUGAACAAAGUUGUAUUAGUUCUGUCCGCUGUAAUAGGUUUAAUUAUAAGUUAGGCUAACAGAGUAGGCCUAUUUGAAAAAUGUUUUGGUCAUUAAUUAGCCUGAUGAAUUCGUCACACAAUGUGCCAAUUAUUAUGAUUUUAUAACCGGUCAAAGUUAAACUUAUGUAGCAUUUAUAGGGCUCAUGUUUUGUUUAUAGACCUGUUUCUGGCAGUGACAGAUGUAACGUCAAAACAUUUGUUUAAAGAAUUUCUGCCCGCUGUUCAUGUGGCUCUGUUUAAUAAAAUAUUGAU
Osmerus eperlanus (European smelt) is the source of this 1896-nucleotide messenger RNA. It is a transcript of the gene clrn1, whose product is annotated as clarin 1. The record is from RefSeq and is a predicted model, not a curated record. Bases 419 to 1117 code for a protein of 232 amino acids. Gene Ontology annotation, biological process: equilibrioception; sensory perception of sound. Lineage: Eukaryota; Metazoa; Chordata; Actinopteri; Osmeriformes; Osmeridae. The transcript has 3 exons.